AUGCCCCGUGCAAGUUUCUCUCAUAAUCCUCUAUUAAGAGUGUCGCGGCCUGUUUCCGCUUGCUCCCGGUGCCGUGCUGCCAAAGUCAAGUGUGAUGGCAAGUUGCCAGCCUGCACAGCUUGCGAAAAAGCUGGUCGCUCGACUGAAUGCUCAGCAGCUAAUGAUCAGUUCGCUAGAGGCAAGGAGAGAAGUUAUGUGGCUGCCUUGGAGUUACGUAUAGAAAAGCUCGAAAAAAGACUCCAAUUUGCCAAAUCACGAAAGGCAUCUGUUGCACUUCAUGAUACGGAUGCAUCCGCCUUCAAUGCGCAGCAAAUGGACCGCAGAGAUUCUCUGGCUCUUAUUCGAGCCGCCAUACAUCGUAAGGCGGCUCAAAAACGGGAGACUUCCGACGUCAACUCUCUCGUUUCCGACUUCGGGUUUCUUUCUGUCAAUGCUACAACCCGGGACUUUGAGCCUACAUCAACAAACAUGACGUUUGCAAGACUGGUUUUGGCAGCCACUACGAAUGAUGCCCUUCCAGAAUCUCCUGAGAUCCGUUUACCGCCUAGGCAGACUGCCCAUGCGCUUGUUCAGCAUUACAUGGACAACGUCUACUCCCUGUUCCCCUGCUUCUCGGAAACUGCUCUUUUGACCGCCCUUGAUGACUUGUAUCAGCAAGAUGACCGCACAAUCAAGGAUUCGGACUAUUGGAUGGUGUUCAUGGUUCUUGCCAUUGGCUCUACUGCCCAGAGCAAACGCAGCCAAGAUACCCACUAUCUUACUGGCCUUGAGUAUGCCUCAAGAGCCAUGAAUCAUGCUGAUGGCGCUCUUACACCGGGAUAUGUGACACAAAUCCAAUCGCUCCUGCUUCUAACACAGUAUGCCAUGCUGGACCCUGCUCAUUUUGACAGUUGGCACUUGAUAGGAUUCACUGCGCGGGCAAUUGUUGACCUUGGCUUUCAUCAAGAUCCACCUCUGUCUUCUGUGUCUGAUAAAUCUUCCCUGGACAUGCGGCGUAAGAUCUUUUACUGCGCAUAUGCUCUCGAUCGUGCCAUCAGUAUGGUCCAUGCUCGGACGUUCUCGUUUACUGAUGAUACGGUUAAUGUUGCGUUUCCUCAAGCGUCCAGUAACGCAAGAAAGAGUUCGGUCUCGGGCGCCAUUACGGGCCCUCAGCCAGCUGACCCUGCCCUCCUGCUUUUCCAACUUCGAAGAGCACAAUCUCAUUGGUAUCAGGAGCUGUAUCAAUCCGGCUCAGUCCCUCUACAAGACCCAAUCUCCUAUAUCUGGAAGAUGUGUCUCGACAUGCGGGAAUGGCAAGAUACUUUGCCGAAUAAUCUUCCUCCUCAAAUCCGACAGUUGUUUGAACAGGAGCUGAGAUACAGUUAUGUCUAUUGCAUUGCACCCUCAGCCAGGGCACCUAGCAUCACCGAUUAUAACCGCAUUCUGAUUUUUGAACAUUCAAUGGCGUACCUUGACACUGUUCAUGAUAUCGCACACGGUGCACAGAAUUCAGGCUUUUACACGUAUCACGACGUCUUGCGGGUCUUUUUUAUGGUAAACCAGUUUCUCGCAGUGUUAAGGGAUGCGGAAGACAUGCUUCUUUCAGGAAUGCCGGUGCCGAUUCCAAUUGCGCGCCCUGGUACUGCUCCCGCCCCUCCACUCCCAAGACGAUUACAACCGCAAGGAAUGAGUGGGGAAGAUAACCUCGACCGAAGUUUGAGAUGCUUGGACAAGGUCUCACAGACUUUAGAUACCUACGGAGAUCGCUGGGUAGAUGCUUCGACUUGGAGAGAAAGCUUCGGCAUGAGGUCGCAAGAAACAGUAGAACGACUGUCGAGGCGAAAACAGAUACGUGAUACUGCUCGGGAACAGUAUCAGUUACAGUAUCAGGGUGGUUUUCAAAUGUGA
Molecule: messenger RNA, 1887 nt
Organism: Fusarium sp. VM40
Lineage: Eukaryota; Fungi; Ascomycota; Sordariomycetes; Hypocreales; Nectriaceae
Source: the annotation of a GenBank genome assembly